AUGGCGGAGCGCGAAAAGAAAAAGUCGAUAGUGAUUGUCGGCGGUGGCAUCAUCGGCUGCACAACUGCUUAUUUCCUCACCCGUCAUCCGAAAUACAAUCCAGACUUGCACUCGAUCCAUCUGCUCGAGGCUACCGGGAUCGCCAGCGGUGCGUCGGGGAAAGCUGGUGGCCUGCUGGCUUUGUGGGCGUACCCGUCGUGCCUGGUGCCGCUCAGUUUCGGGCUCCACGCUGACCUCGCAAAGGAACACGGAGGUGAGCAGAGAUGGGGCUACAGGGGCGUGGGUGUUGGGCAAGUCGAGUUGAAGGGGCGCCAUGUUAGUAGCCAGGCGAAGGUGAUGACCCACCAAGGCCCGGUGGACGGUGAAGCGACUGGCAACGCGUCGAGCAAAGGUGAGGAUAUCAGGGGAGUGCAUCGGCCGGAUGUCGCCAGCGACGGCAACGUCGAUCCCACCCGCGUCAGCCUGCAGAAGCGCAGCAAGGAAUCAUACAACAAUCUCCGGGGCAUGGGACUGCCGGACGAUCUUGACUGGCUGGCGGAAGAAUGUGUCAUGGGAUACGACUCGAUGGGCUCGCCCAGGGACACCGCGCAGGUCCACCCAUACCAGUUUACCACGUCGAUGGCGAAGCUUGCAGAGGAAAAGGGUGCCCGGGUUAUCAUGGGCAGCGUCAGCAGGAUCCAGCCUGCGUCUCCGGAAGGCGGCGAGCAUACAAUUCAAUACACCGACACCUCGACACACGAGGCAAAGUCCCUCCGCGCGACAGAUGUUAUCAUCACCGCCGGCCCGUGGACGAAGACGGUCUGGCCAGGGUCCCCGAUUGGCGCACUGCGCGCCCACAGCGUGACCAUCCGCCCGUCGCGCCCCGUCAGCGCAUACUGCCUGUUCACGUCGCUCUCGCUGCCCAAGAACUUCAAGGACGGAGCGAAAUCGCGCGCCAGCCACGUCACGCCGGAGAUCUAUGCCCGGCCCAACAACGAAAUCUACGCGUGCGGCGAGGGCGAUCACCUGGUGGCCCUGCCCAAGUCGACGGCUGAUGUGCAGGUCGACGACAGCCGCUGUCAGGACAUCGUCGACUACUGCGCCAGCAUCUCCGACGAGAUGCGUGACGGCACCGUUCUGGUCCGCCAGGCGUGCUACUUACCGCAGGUCGAGACGGGAGGAGGCCCGUUAGUGGGCCCGACGCCCGUGAAGGGCGUCUAUAUGGCGGCGGGACAUACUUGCUGGGGCAUACAGAAUGGGCCCGGCACGGGGAAGCUGAUGAGCGAGUUCAUCUUCGAUGGGAAGGCGGUGAGCGCUAAUGUGAAUUCUUUAGAUCCUAGGAAGGUGUUGAGAUAG
Molecule: messenger RNA, 1335 nt
Organism: Fonsecaea erecta
Lineage: Eukaryota; Fungi; Ascomycota; Eurotiomycetes; Chaetothyriales; Herpotrichiellaceae
Exons: 1
Coding region: 1-1335 (444 amino acids)
Biological process (GO): retrograde transport, endosome to Golgi
Cellular component (GO): cytoplasm; late endosome
Molecular function (GO): oxidoreductase activity
Source: RefSeq, a predicted model, not a curated record